Messenger RNA from Ilex paraguariensis (yerba mate), 178 nucleotides. The record is from the annotation of a GenBank genome assembly. Lineage: Eukaryota; Viridiplantae; Streptophyta; Magnoliopsida; Aquifoliales; Aquifoliaceae.
AACAGAUAAAAUGAGCGAGGCUGCUAUUCUGGAAGUCGUAAGAAGGAAUUUCAGUGAUCAUCUAAUUCUUGGGGAAGAGGGAGGACUUAUUGGGGAUUCAUCUUCUGAUUACCUUUGGUGCAUAGAUCCCUUAGGUUUGACUGUCAAAACCCUUGUUAUCUUCAAAUUAGUAAUUUAA